UGAAGCCUGUCAGUGACGGAAGCAAGCAUUCCAUCCAUCCCUUCCCCGCCUUGGAAUUGGAUUGAGUGUUGCGUUGAGCUGAGCUGAGUCGAGUCGAGUUGAGCGGAGAGUUGAGCCUUGCUUUUGACUAGAGCACUGAGAGCAAGCAAGGGAGAAGAAGCAAGGCAGGGGAAUUGUAGUAGAGAGGUCCAGUUUUGUGCCAGGUGCUGUUGAGUUUCUUUCUGUUGUUUCUUGAACUCGGGUGUUGGUGAAAGGAGGAGUUGCCACCGCGGCUAACGGGAACGCGGUGUGGCUUUCGUUUGGUUUCCGAGAUUAAGGACUCUGUUGCAGUGGAGCCUUCUUUGUUGUUGAGCUAACCGGUUCGCCAUGGAUACGCUUUACGUGCUCAAGGUCAAGUGCGGCGCCGUUCUUCGUCGCAUCUCCUCCCGCCGCUCGCCUCCGACGUUCGACAACGUGGACCGUCAGAUUCGCAAGCUCUUCAAGAUCCCCGCCGACAAGCCGAUCGCCGUCACCUACACCGACUCGGACGGUGACGUCAUCACGAUUUCUACCGACGAAGACCUCCACGACGCGUUUGUCUACCAGGAGCUGAAUCCGCUUCGCCUGGACGUCGCUUUCGAGUCCUCCACUGAUGGAAACGCUGCGGGGAAUGCUGGAAAUUCUGGAAUUGACGAUUACGUUGAUGUCAGUAGCCUGGACGGCUCUAUCUACUCGUCGUCGUCGUUCGGGGGAGAUGCUCCUCCUCUUGCUCCUGCUAGCACCGCCUCCACUCCUGCUCGUGUCUCGGAUUCGGACGCUGACGCUGCUGCUGAUUCCGUUCCUGUUCCUGCUGCCGCUCCUGCUGCCGCUCCUGCUUCCGCUCCUGCUUCCGCUCCUGCUUCCGCUCCUGCUGUCUCAUUUUUGACUGAGGAACCUCUUCCUGCACCGGCCUCUGCUCCCACUCCCGCUCCUACGCCUGCUUCCGCAUCUACUACCGCUUCUGCACCUGCUCCUGACGAACCCGUUCCGGCUGCCCCUGAUGCUUCUCCGGUCUCAACCCCUGAGCCUCCUCCUGCUGCUGCUUCCACCUCUGCACAGGCCAGCAAGCCAUCUCCCCCCGAGGAUCCCAAGCCUGCUCCCCCCGAGGCUGCCAAGCCGGCUGUUCCCGAGGAUCCCGAGGAGGCACUGGAGGCGAAGGUCCGGGAGUUCGCCACAGCAGUGGAGAAUCAGAUCUUGAAGGUGCUGGCGUCGGGCGGGCAGCUGGAGCGCAUGCUGUCGCAGUACGGCCCGAUUCUGAAGGAGGCUCCUGUGAAGAUCGCCCAGGUGCUGGAGACGGCGCGCAGGAGCGGGCUUGACGUGGUGUUUGAGCCGAUUCUGGAGCACCACCACCACCAUGGGAGGCAUCCCCACCAUGGGAGGUUCAACGGCUGCGGUGGUCCGAGCGGGGCUGCCUCCUCGUCUGCCUCUGCCUCCGCUGCUGCUGCUGCUGCUUCCUCUGUGGCUGAUGCUGACGUUGCUGCUGCUGUUUCUGCGGAUGUUGCCGCUGCGACAUCUGCGGUGGCUGCAGCUAUCGCUGCUGCAGCGGAUGCGCUCGGCCCCAACGCUCCCAUGGGGGUGUCAGCCGGAGGCAAGGACGAUGGGCUCAAGUCUGUGGUGCCUCCAGCGGACGAGGAUUCCAAGCUGAAGGAUGCAACCACUUCUUCUUCUGCUGCUGCUGCUGCUCCUGCUGCCGCUUCUGCUGCUGCAUCGGCGUGUGUGUCUGAUUCCCCGCUCGGUGGUGCCUCUCAGGGAGCGAGUGCGGGUGGCAAGGCGGUGCACUUGGGCAUCACCUGUGAUGGCUGCAACAUGCGCCCGCUUAAGGGCAAGCGCUACCGCUCCCUUGUCAAACAUGACUUCGACCUGUGCGAGGGGUGCUUCAGCAAGCAGGGCGUGGUGCCGGAGCACUACGAGUGCAUCAAUAGCUCUCCCUGGUUGGUACAUCCCACAGCCACUUCCUCUCCUGCUGCUGCCGCUGCGUCAGGCGCUGCGUCUGUUGCACCAGCCUCUCCGUCGGCCUCUCAGGUAGCGGGAGCAGGCGGGACGGCGGUGCACUACGGCAUCAUCUGUGAUGGGUGCGAUGGCCGCCCCAUCAAGGGCAAGCGCUACCGCUCUCUCGUGAAGGACGAUUUCGACCUGUGCGAGGCGUGUUUCAGCAAGCCGGGCGUGGUCUCCGAGCACUACGAGUGCAUCGACAGGCCACUCUUCCGCCCCUCGCGCCUGCAGCAGAUGGCAGUCCACGCCGCUGGCAUGGCUGGCAUGGCUGGCAUGGCCUCUCCUCUCGUGCCUGGCAUGGCAUCUGCUCCGUUCCAGCACCACCCGCCCCAGCAUGCUCCUGGCAUGCCUGCAGGUCGGCCCUUCUUCACCCCGCGCCCGCACUGCCCCUUCUCCCACCACUCCAUGCCGCAUGCCUGGGCCCCCGGCCCUGCCUUCAACAAACCCAACCCUGCCUUUAACAGCAACAGCACAGGUGGAUCCGUGGGGCAGCUGCACUACGGCAGGGCGCACGGGCGGCUGCUGGACGCGCGGUUUGUGAGGGAUGUGAGCGUGCACGACGGCACAGAGAUGGCGCCGCUCACCAGGUUCACCAAGAUCUGGCGCCUGCGCAACAGCGGCAGCGUGCCGUGGCCCUGCGACCUGCAGGUCAUUCAUGCGGGCGGCGAUCUCCUUUCUGAAACCAGCACCGUUCCUCUGGAGCUGCCUCGUGGAGGGGUGUAUCCCGAGCAGGAGGUGGACGUGGCGGUGGACAUGGCGGCUCCCUCCCGUCCCGGUCGCUACAUGUCGCACUGGCGCCUGCUGGCUCCGGGCGGGCCCAAGUUCGGCCACCGCUUCUGGGCGCUCAUCCAGGUUGUGGAGGAGGCGAAGAAGGGCGAGGCGGUUCCUCUCCUUUCCGCUAUUCCUGCUGCUGCUGCUGCAUCUGCCCCUCCUGAGGCUGCUGCUGCACCAGAGCCCGCUGCUUCUGCUGCUGCAUCUGGGCCUGCUGCGGCUACGGCUGCAGCUGAUUCUGUUCCCCUGCCGGAAGCUGUCUGUGUGAAGGCAAGCCCCAGUGCCGACGCACCUGCUGCUUCGCCAGCAGAAGGAUCAGCAGCUGCUGUGGCCCAGGAGGAGGCUGUAGUUGCUGUGGAGGAGAGUGGUGCUUCACCUGUGGCACCUGUGGUGGAAGUAGCAGAGGAGAAGGAGGAGGAUGCGCUUUCUCAGGAGCAGGAGAAGAGAGAAAGCCAGAGAGAGGUGGAAGAGGUGGAAGAAGAGCCUGCUAAGGAUGUUGAGGAGGAGAGAGAGUCUGUUGAGGAAGAGGUGAAGGAAGAGAUUGUGAAGGAGGAGGCGGUGGAGGAGGAGAAGGAGGAGGAGCAGUGGGAGGAUCCUAUCAUAACUGCGAUUCGCAACGCGGUGGAUGGCAUUGGGACACCGGCCACUGCUGCUGCUGAGUCUGCUGUGGAAGCUGCCAUGGCUGCAGCGGGAGACGUGGUGAUUGAUGUUGCACCUGUAUCUCUUGAGCCUGCUGCUGUUGCUGUUGCUGCUGCAGUGGACUUUGGUUCGUCUUCCGACAAUGGCUCUGACAAGAUGGUUCAGGAGUGGACUGACGUGCACGCCUCGCUGCCUGCAGAGGGUACCACCAGUGCCAACACCAGUACCUCUUCCUCCACUGACAUUACCACCACCAACACCACCACGGACACCACCUCCAUUACCACCACGGAUACUGCCACCACAGAGACUCUCCCUGCUGUUGUGACCGCACCCACAGGUGCCCCUCUGUCAGCCCUGGCUUCGUCCUCCUCUGAUGCGUCAUCAUCUGUGUCGUCCCCCAGGGCCGAGCACACUGCUGUCGGCAGCUUCUCCCUGGUCAACGUCUCCUACCCCUCCAUCGCCUCCCUUGCUCCUCCUCCUGCUCCUGCUCCUGCUGCGCCCAGCCAGUCCAUGUAUCCCUCGGUUGAGAGCAUUGGCGUCAUGAUGCAGGAGCAGCCCCUCACUGCUACUGCUGAUGCUGCUGGUGCUGGUGCUGCCAUGAUGGAGGAUCUGCUGACUGGGGAUGACUAUGUGAAUGUGUCCCAGGAAGUGCCUGCCGAGGCAGCUUUCGCUUAUGCACCGGCUGGUGCUGCUGCUGCUGCCACUGCACCUGCAGCCAUGCCGUCGCCUGCCAGCUUCAUUGAGAACGAGGAGGAGAUUGAGAUGGAGAGUCCCCCUCUCGUCUUCAACUCAUCAGCACCUGCUUCUCCCGAGGCUGCUGCUGCUCCUGCUGCCAGUGUCGAGGUGCCUGCCCCUGCUGUAGAGGCCUCUGUUUCCCCCUCUGCUCCUGCACCUGCGGAGCCCACUCAGGAGGAGUCCAUCCUCAUGGGAGGAGGGGGGAUGUACAGCAGCGAGGUGAAGCAGCUGGUGGAGAUGGGGUUCCCCUACCCAGGGCUGAAUGGGGAGCUGCUGGAGGCGAAUGGGGGCGACAUGGACCAGGUGGUAACCAUGCUGGUGAAGGCAACGACGGAGUUUGAGGAUCUGAUGGACGAGCUUGAGGAGAUGGAUUUCACUGACAAGGAGAUGAACAUGCGCUUGCUGCUCAAGCAUGACGGCAGCUUCAAGCGCACUGUGCGCGAGCUGGUGGCCAUUGCCAAGGCCAGCAGGAAGGCUGGCAGGGCGGAGCGUGGCUAAGCUACAGUAGUGUUAUGGCUAGAGGGUGGUUGGGGGUGUGGCAAGAGUGUCGCUGGCCUCUGGUACUUGAGGUAGGAGGACAUGGGGUGGGGUGGGGUGGGGUGGGGAGGGGGCAGGAUCUUCAUGGGGAGGAGAAUCUAGAGGUAGUGUCGGCAGUGGGACUAGUGUUUUGGACGUUGGCAGGUUGCUGGGGUUGACAUAGCUGGUCUUGUCAUUUUGUAUGUAGCGUUGUAUCUUUUGUGCAUAUGAAGUGGUAAUUUUGAACGUGGCUUCUAGAGGUCGGUGUUCACCGUAGGUCGCGGCAUAAUUUUCAUCGAAACCUGGAUUGUAUCCUGUGGGUUCGUCACGAGCGAGGAGAAUCUCGAAGAUUUCCAGCGCAGCACGGGUGAGGGGUGACGAGGCUGGCCCAUUUUGCGCCAAUCCCCGUUCAGCCCCUUGCCCCUUCCCCUCCGUCAUUCCCAAUUUUGGGAAUCCCAAAUCCUCGGAAAUUGCAUGUUGGCUGGAAAGGAGAAUCUCAAGUUGGAACAACACAUCCCUCCAUUUCCAAACCAUUUUCGAGGUCUCUGGUCCCGCUUUCUUUGAGAAUCUCUCACCGCUUGAGAGUCAGGGAAGACAGCUGAUACAUUUUACGAAACCAGAACCGCGCUUCUCUAUACCCCUCGUGUUGGCGUUCCGCUCCGUUCCGUUCCGCUCCGCUCCGUUCCGUCAUUGUGAGCCUCAGCUCUUCCUUUCCGGACCCUCGCUACGAUCGAACGAUGACGACCCUCCCCGCAUCUUCCGCUCUGGUAGCGGCUAGAUUCACAUCGCGUCCGUCUCCCAAAGCUUCGUUCUCUCCGCUGCGAUCGGCGGGCAAAACUCCGAGGUUCACUCUCCGCGUGCGCGCCGACGCAAGCGGGGACGCGGAGCCCGUGGUUGAAAAUGCGCCCGCCGCGGCGGGAUCCGCGGAAGCUCCGCCGAAGAAGAAGAUUAUCCGGCGGGUGAAGAAGCCGGAAGGGGAGAGUGCUGCGGAUGAUCUGCUGGCGCCGGGACGGUCGGUGGCGGAGCGCGGUGUGACUGUAGAGGGCGUGGCUAAAGUGGACCGCGGUUCUCAGCUGGACCGCAAAGGAAACGUGUUUGAGCUGUUUGAGUUACUGACAUCACUUGUAAGGCGGUGGUAAGGCCUAGGUGGCGCUUUUUUUGUUUUAGCAUACUGAUAUCCAUGGGGAGGUGGUAUCUAAGGAACUUGGUGGGAAGUGGCAGUGGCACGUGAGCUAUGUAUCCAAUCAUUUUCAAAGAUCACACUUCACGCCAUGUGUGCUAUGUAGCCUUGUAUCUUCUGUGCAUACAAAAGUGGUUGUAUUUACAAUCUGCGACUUUUGCUGCGACUAACU
Closterium sp. NIES-67 is the source of this 6026-nucleotide messenger RNA. Lineage: Eukaryota; Viridiplantae; Streptophyta; Zygnematophyceae; Desmidiales; Closteriaceae. The record is from the annotation of a GenBank genome assembly.